AAUUUAUCACCAGACAUCGGGGAGAUGGAUCACAACUCCCAUGAUUCUUCAGGACAUGGCGGAUUUUAUCUCCUGAGGAAGGAUUCGGAGCGACGGAUCACACUGGUCCACAUCUUAACAAAGGACAUGGAACAGAUCUGUGAUACAUGGCUGAAUUUCCUGCAUAAGGAUGCUACAAUCUCCAAUCCCAAACUCUCGGUGGAACACUUGAGAUGGUUGCUCGUCUGUUUAAAGAACUAUAUUUCAGACCCGAACUGUAAGCACUGCAUCAAGGAAACACUAGAACAACUCCGUCAAGCCAUGGAUUUUGAUGCAGCAGCGAUGAUGGAAAUACAACUAGCUCUUUAUGUAUUCCACGAAGCUGUCAGUAAGCAUUUGAAGAGUCACAGCAUUCAGCCUCACUGGAUGUUUGCCCUGGACAAUUUACUUCGGGGGGCGGUGACAGAAGCCAUCAUGAUCUUAUCUCCUGAUCUUGGAGCUAAUAUUGCUGGAGGAAAGGAAGAGGAAGUAGAAACGUCUGGAGUUCCGUCCGCAAACUCGGGUAAAUCAGCAGCACUGUACCGGAGUUCUGUUGUCAAUGAAUUACAGCACCAACUAGAGAGUAUACAGGACGAAAACAUGCAGUUGCUACAACAACUGGUGGAUGUUAACAGAAUUUAUGGUGAUGUUCUGCGCAAGACCAUCGAGGAAAAGAAAACUCACUUAGAAAAUAUGCAAGCGCUGACCUCAAUAAACAGUGUAUCGUCUGUCACUGCCAACAGUAUCAGAGGCAGAGUUCCGUCCAUUCAUGAGCCACCUGAUGAGGCCUUGGUCAUAUGGCUACGUGACAGGAAGUUUGACGAGGACAUCAUUGAUACGAUAACACGGGAGCAGUUUGUGUUGAAUGAUCUCCUGGAGAUAGUGCGCUAUGAAGACUUACAAAGACUAGGACUCAGGGGUGGUGUUUUGUGCCGAUUGUGGCGGGUGAUACAAAGUCACAGGAAAGACCAUGGCCUGGAAAAAAGGUCAUCAGACAGGUAACAGGUCAAGGGUCACCAGACCAGGAGGUCACCGAUGAAGACACAAAUCCUGCCCAACAGACAGGUGUUGUUUCGUCAGUCCUUUCACUCAAGUGUGUCUCCCACAAUUCCAUUGUACAGGAUGUGACAUACAAUGGUCAGACAUUGUAACUCAAAGGAGGAUAUGUGAUAACAGGCUUCUGGUCAUGUUGAGACAUCUCACAGAGAGAUAUGUGUCACAUGACAGUCACAUGACCCAUUAUCUGCCUUGUCACAGUUUACUGCCCAUGGGAUUGUGUUAUACGACUGUGUUUACAGAUAUAUAUGGAAGUUUAGAGCAUUUCAUAUUCCACCUUGUAUCCCUAUUGUUGUUUGAAACUUUUCAUUCACUACUUUCACAUUAUUCCCAAGAUGUUUGUUGUCUGUGAUGUUACUGUGAUGUUUAAGUGAUUGAGAAAGCAUUUUGAUUCUGUGAUCGGGAUGAUGUGAAUAAAUGGAUCUUGUUGAACGUGAGUGACAUAUCAUAAGAAAACAGUGUUCAGUAUAUCAAUGAUGAAGGAGAUGAUGAUAUCAAAUGCGAUAAUCAGUAUUAUCAGACUGUCAGUUAGUAUUGAAUGCACUUGUCUUAGCUUUACACAUUCAGGGUUCAAAGGAACAUAUAAUUUUACUGACAUUGGAGGGGCAUUUCAGAGUUUGUUUUACAAAGUUUUUAAUCAUCAAUCCCAUAUUUUACACCCAGAAAAUUAAACUGUUUAGUGAUUUUUUUUUAGAACUGAUAUGGGGUGUUUUAGAUUGCUUCAGUUUAUGUUGAUCAUAUCUAUCGGUUUUAAAGCUUUUUUAUCCUCGCUUUUAUAUCUGACUGUUAUGAUGUGAAGUUUUUAUUGAUAUUUUAUGAAUGGUUAUAUAAUUUUGUGAGAUUUUUAUUAGGGUUUUUGCUCUGUUUUUGUGUCAGUUGCAUAGCUUGAUUGACACACAUGUAUAUUUCUGUCUGUGUUGUAACACUGAUCAGGCCGGCUGUCCGGAAUUAAAUAUGAACAAUAAUUCGUCUGAUUUGCAUUGUCCCAUCUUGUAAUCAAGGAGAUGUCGACUACAUGGAAAUGUUGAGUAAAGGUAUCAAAGACACUUUAACAAUGUUUACACAAAUUUUGAUUGAAAUAGAAUGUAAAUGUGGUUUGGGACUCCCUACCACUUCCUGAUACUUAUGUCAAUAUAUGUAUAGCUGUAAUGGUUUGUGAAUAUGAACUCUGUAUCUAUUAACUGAAGUCAAUAUAUGUCAUUGAAUAACUGUUAAUGACCAAUAACCACCAUAGUUCUGGUCAUUCUGACGUUUGAUACACGCAGUGACAUAUACCGUGUGACCAGCAUGGUUGACCUGUUGUAAUAUUUUGACCAACAUUUUCCACUGUUUUCUGUCUCUGUCAGUGAAAAUAGUUUGUAUUAUAUAUAGGUAUACAUAUAUCAUAAGUUUGGUACAAAGGAUGUGGUCUUACAUUGGGAGAGUUGACAUUCUUUUAUUUGUAUACUGAAAUCAGAUAGAAAAAAUCUUCAGUAAAAUGGCUAAACAAAUUGUCUCAAGAUUGUAUGUCACCAUAGGCAUUGACAUACAUGUAAUAAAGAACUCUCACUGAUACGGCUAUGAGCCCGAUGCCUAGGUCAAAAUGUAUGGCACAUUAUGCAAACCUGGCAAUGUCUCUACAUAAUUGAUAACGUUUCGAAUGAUUUAUUGAUGACACGGUACGAUUUCAAUCUUUGAUUAAAUGGUAGCAUACAUUUUUUUUAGUUAAGAAAUAUUGUUUACCCUUUCAAAAUCUGCAAACUAACUUUUUUAUAUGUGAAGGUAUUUUUGGGAAUCUUUUAAAGUAUUUGAAAAUAAUUUUGUGACUAUACAAUAUGCAUGAUAUCAUUGCAUGAAUUAAAUUUCCCAUCAUUUAUAAAAAAAAAUGAAUAUCGCACAGUGUCGUAUUGCCUUUUUCUACUCAAUAUGUGCAUAACGAAUUUCCAUUUUUUUUGUGGUGACAAAGUUUCUUAUUUGUAGUUUUGAAGAAUUUAACGAAAUGAUUACUAUAUGUGUACUUUUUUUUAGCGGAAUUAAAAUUUGGCUCAGUUGGAGCUUAAUAUGCACUGUU
Messenger RNA from Ostrea edulis (European flat oyster), 3124 nucleotides. Its product is annotated as mitogen-activated protein kinase kinase kinase 15-like. The transcript has 11 exons. Gene Ontology annotation, molecular function: protein kinase activity. NCBI's taxonomy places the organism in Eukaryota, Metazoa, Mollusca, Bivalvia, Ostreida, Ostreidae. The coding region runs from base 25 to 1020 and encodes 331 amino acids. The record is from RefSeq and is a predicted model, not a curated record.